UUUGUCAUGUAUCUAGGGCUAAACUUAGCCCACCACCUCUCCUCAUCACAGCAUACUCUGCACCACACGUGGCUACAAUGGACGGUGUAAAGUUACCACAGACGCAGUUGUACCUCAGUGGCGACGCUGUUCACACAAGAUGUAACCUUAAAGACUGCUGGUUUUUGUGUCUUGCACCUCAUUCGCCUGCGUUCGUCUCUGUCGCGAUGGGCAACUAUAGCUCAGCCCUCCUUUCUGAAACUGAGGAGUUUGUUUCUAUUGUGUCAGUCACGGAGAAGCUGAAUGAGCAGGCAACGCUGAUGGAGCAGACGAUAAAGCAAAACCAGGAUGAAGCUCCGGGUUCUCUCCCACGUCAAGAAAACUCUCACCAAAACACAUGUGCUGCGCCUGCAGCAGAAUCCAGACGUGGGCCGACUCCUCCCCUCUCCUCUUUGUUGCCCAAGGUUUUCUCCGCCGUGCUGCAUCCAGCCUCGGCCCCAGUCACAGGCCCAGAGCCGAGCGCUAACCCACCGACCCUGGAACGGCUUCAGACGGAGCUCCAAGACCUGAGGGACCAGUUUGAACGGAUGAAGAGCCAGCACAACAAAGAAAUUAAACUGCUGAUGAACGAGUUGGAUGAAGAGAAAAGGAUUCGCUUGACUUUGCAGAUGGAGAUUCAGCGAAUGAAGAAGCACAUGUCGAAAUGAUGAUCCAGUCCUACAAGAAGUCCUCAUCUGAUCAUUGAUCACCUUUGAACUAUCACAGCCCUGUUGCACAGUUACUGGUCUCUUUAUUAGGUAAACUUGUGCAGUUUAAUUCAAUCCAGUACAGCUAAUCCUCCAUCAAUUUUACUUUUACAACAUUGUAAUUACUACAUUUCUAUGUAGAAGCUGUGGAAGGCCAUAGUUCUACUACAUUAUAAUUAUUUUUGGGUCGGAACAUUAUAUAAUGGUUUUAAUGUUUGCAUCCUUGUUCAUUUUAGAUUUGUCAACCAAAACAUUAGAACCAUCUUUAACUGUAAUAUGAGUCGCUGUACUGGAUUAAAUUAGACACAGGUACAGGUGUUUUAUGUCAUGGCCACUUUAGUAGGAGGCUGUUAAACUGAUUUCUGUUUUAUCCAAUCUUGUAGAAAGGGGCAGAAUGGUAGUAAACAGUCAGUUUGGAAUGAGACGCUGAGGCACGCACAUGAAGAUUCCUCCAUGUUCCUUCAGGGUUCUUUCAUAUUUGCCUUUUAAUUGUACAAAGAAUAAAGUCAAUAGGCUGAUGGUUAAUUUUAUUGGUUGGCUGAUCUCUGGAUUUUGUUCAAUAAAGAUGGUUUAUCUGGC
Betta splendens (Siamese fighting fish) is the source of this 1304-nucleotide messenger RNA. Its product is annotated as SH3 domain-containing kinase-binding protein 1. The transcript is spliced from 7 exons. The record is from RefSeq and is a predicted model, not a curated record. The coding region runs from base 78 to 686 and encodes 202 amino acids. NCBI's taxonomy places the organism in Eukaryota, Metazoa, Chordata, Actinopteri, Anabantiformes, Osphronemidae.